GGCUGGUAGACACCUGCACGUCAUUCGCGGGUCACGUCAUGGUGACUACGCCGCACAGCCGACGGGCCGCUGCCGCUGACAGGUCUGGUCUGGUAUGUUGGCACGGACAUUUUUGGCGUACAAGCAAGACUUUUGAGGCAUGGAAGGGCACCCCCACGUUGGCGUAGUUUCGAGUGCUCGGCGAUACAUAUUGCAUGAAACAUGAACAUGCUCAAUGCGCUGAAUGUGUCCACGCGAUCCAUACGAAGACGGGUGAAAUUGAGGUUAGGAGCGAAGACUUCCAUGACCUAAGCGUUCUUGGCCAAUUCCUGGCGCAGUUGGUUGCAAAAGUCGUCAUCAGCUUCGUCGACGUCCCAGUCGUCUUGCCACUGGAGUUUGAUUUGCGCUUCCUUUUCUUCUUGGGCCGCACCCCACGUGUGUUCUUCGAAUUCUUCAAAUUCGUCGUCUUCUUCGACAAUAUGGAUGAUUUGCUUGGCCUCGGCGUUCGCAGGAGCGGCCGGGGGUGCGGCGGCGGCGGGUGCUUUGCUGCUCAUUGUUCGGUUGGGAAAGUAUGAGAG
Aphanomyces invadans is the source of this 557-nucleotide messenger RNA. RefSeq lists its product as hypothetical. The record is from RefSeq and is a predicted model, not a curated record. The transcript has a single exon. NCBI's taxonomy places the organism in Eukaryota, Oomycota, Saprolegniomycetes, Saprolegniales, Verrucalvaceae. Bases 195 to 554 code for a protein of 119 amino acids.